Messenger RNA from Mesocricetus auratus (golden hamster), 1803 nucleotides. Its product is annotated as L-lactate dehydrogenase C chain. Gene Ontology annotation, molecular function: L-lactate dehydrogenase (NAD+) activity. Gene Ontology annotation, cellular component: cytoplasm. Gene Ontology annotation, biological process: carboxylic acid metabolic process. Bases 221 to 1219 code for a protein of 332 amino acids. Lineage: Eukaryota; Metazoa; Chordata; Mammalia; Rodentia; Cricetidae. The record is from RefSeq and is a predicted model, not a curated record. The transcript is spliced from 8 exons.
AGGAAAGCCUUUCCACAAAGCUUUCCUGUAACUCUGGGGAAAGGAGGAGCCUGCUGGGUAGGAGGAGCCAGCAGGAAGGGAGGAACCUGUCUCCACAGUCCUCUGCUUUACAGAGCUUCUCCUUAUUUACACACACUAGCUAAGGAACUCACUAGAUUCCCUCCUCCUCUGCCUCCUACGAUCUACAAACUCAAGAAAUAGCUCCUAGGCCAGGUUCAGCAUGUCCACCGUCAAGGAGCAGCUAAUUCAGAACCUAACUCAAGAAGAUAAAACCUCCCGGUGUAAGAUCACUGUGGUGGGAGUUGGGAAUGUCGGCAUGGCGUGUGCUAUUAGUAUCUUACUGAAGGAUUUGGCCGAUGAACUGGCCCUUGUUGACACUGAUACCGACAAACUGAAGGGAGAGACGCUGGAUCUUCUGCAUGGCAGUCUUUUCUUCAACACUUCAAAGAUUGUCUCUGGAAAAGAUUACAGUGUGUCUGCCAACUCCAAAUUAGUUAUCAUCACAGCCGGUGCUAGGCAGAAGGUGGGGGAAACACGCCUUGACCUGGUCCAGCGUAACGUUGCUAUCAUGAAAUCCAUCGUUCCUGGCUUAGUGCAACAUAGUCCUGACUGUAAAAUGCUGAUCGUCUCAAACCCAGUGGAUAUUUUGACUUAUGUGGUCUGGAAGAUAAGUGGCCUGCCUGCAACUCGUGUAAUUGGAAGUGGCUGUAACCUAGAUUCUGCCCGUUUCCGUUACUUGAUUGGAGAGAAGUUGGGUGUCCACCCUACAAGUUGCCACGGCUGGGUUCUUGGAGAACACGGUGACUCUAGUGUGCCCUUAUGGAGUGGUGUGAACGUUGCUGGCGUACUUCUGAAGUCACUGAACCCAGCGUUAGGAAGCGACUCAGACCAAGAGCACUGGAAAAAGAUCCACAACCAAGUGGUGGAGAGUGGCUAUGAGGUCCUCCGGCUGAAGGGCUAUACAUCUUGGGCUAUUGGGCUGUCCGUGACAGAUCUGGCAAGAUCAAUCCUGAAGAAUCUUAGGAGGGUGCAUCCCGUUUCCACACUGGUUAAGGGCUUAUAUGAGAUAAAGGAAGAAAUCUUUCUCAGCAUUCCUUGUAUCUUGGGACAAAACGGCAUCACAGACAUUGUGAAAGUGAACCUGAAUCCCGAGGAGGAGGCCCUUCUCAGGAAGAGUGCGGAAACACUCUGGAACGUCCAAAAGGACCUCAAAUUGUAAAGUUUCAGAAUUCGACUGCUGAGCAGAUAUGUGAUUGCGUAUUGCACAUCUCAAACCUUUCCAAAUAAUAAAUAGUUGAACAAACUAUCAGAGACCUAUGACAUAACAGCAUCCUGUUGAGAUGAGACAGACACAGACGUUUCCUCCUUCCCCUCUCUUCGCUACAGAGCCCUGGCUGCCUGGAGCUGCAGACUCAGCUCGCCUCAGAGAUCUGCUAACCUCGAAGUUAAGGGCGUGCACCACCAUGACCAGCUGAAGUCUCUGCCUUUUUCUAAGUCCCUUGUAAGUUUAGCAAUGAAGUCUGUACAGGGUGACAUCAUGUUUCUAAGGAACCAGUGAGUGAGUAGCUCCCAACUUCACCAGAGCACGUAUUGACAACUCAUUGCAACAUGGAACCGUGUUCUCCCAACUUCACCAGAGCACGUAUUGACAACUCAUUGCCACAUGGAACCGUGUUCUCCCAACCCAGGGAACCCUCCUCCUGUCUCUGAAGUGUGGUUUCUUCUGUUGCCUGUUCACAUUGCUUCACUAGCUCCCAUGGCUAUGUAGAAAUAUUUAAUAAAAAGUAAUGCUUUUUAACUGAA